UCAAUACUUCGAUAGGCAGACGUGAGAAGAAGUGGAGGUAAUUCAUUAUAAAUAUUACAUUUCAUCGUAAUCUCCAUUCCCAAGCGGCGCACUGUUCAGUGUGAAUGUAUGUAGUUACUAAGAGACCAAUAUCUAAUAAGAACAAGAUUUGAUUUGUCACAGCUAGAAUAUGGCGCUUUCUAACGGCCCGUCGCGGGCUGGAGAUGGCGCGAUGAUGUCGUUACUUGACAAUAUGGUUGGUGUCAGCGACUGUGUUCUACUUGAACCGUUGACGGAAGAUGGAUUUGUGGAAAACUUACAAAAAAGAUUCAAAGCAAAUGAGAUAUAUACCUACAUCGGAAAAGUGGUUGUAUCAGUGAAUCCCUACAAGCCCCUUCCUCUCUUUUCUCAAAACAAGAUAAGCGAGUACAGAGGGAUGAACCUAUACGAGUUACCACCACACAUAUACGCAAUAACAGACGAUGCUUACCGAGCAAUGAGGGAUAAGAACCGCGAUCAAUGCGUCAUAAUCUCUGGCGAGUCUGGCGCAGGAAAAACAGAGGCAAGUAAGAUUGUUAUGCAGUACGUGGCAGCGGUUUGCGGUAAGGGAAAGGAUGUUGAUACUGUGAAAGAGCAGCUUCUGCAGAGUAAUCCUGUUCUUGAGGCUUUUGGAAAUGCAAAGACAAAUCGAAAUGACAACUCAUCAAGAUUUGGAAAAUAUAUGGACAUUGAAUUUGACUUCAAAGGUGACCCUAUGGGUGGCGUUAUCACAAAUUAUUUACUGGAGAAGUCGAGGGUUGUAACCCAGGCUGCUGGAGAACGUAAUUUCCACAUCUUCUACCAGUUGUUGGCAGGUGCUCCAGAUGUCUUGAUGAAGGAUGAGUUAGAUUUGACAAGAAACCCGGCCGACUACUAUUACUUAAGUCAGAGUGGUACUCAAAAGAUUGACAAAAUCAACGAUAAGGAACAAUUUGCAAUAACGCAGAAAGCAAUGCAAGUUCUUGGUUUUACCGAUGAGGAGAUUCUUUCAAUCUACAAACUUCUAGGCAGCAUUUUGAAGCUUGGGAAUGUCAAAUUCACAUCAGUUAACACCAUGAAUGGAAUGGAAGGGGUGGGAUUUCAAAAGGAAAAUGAAAUCUUAGACGUUUGUGAACAACUGGAAUGUUUGAAAGAAGAUAUGAUCCAUGCAUUGACCAAACGUACAAUUGGGCAGAAGGGUGAGAAAGUGACAACAUCCCUAACUCCAGCGCAAGCGGCCUAUGCAAGAGACGCCCUCUGUAAGGCCAUCUACGACCGUAUGUUCACAUGGGCCAUCAAGACCAUCAACAACAGCAUACGGGAGGAAUCUAAAGACAACCCAAAAAGGAGAAAGACUUACAGGAAGAAAAAGGUUCGAGACGGUACUGGUAGGAAAGUGAUGGGUGUUCUGGACAUCUAUGGCUUUGAAAUAUUUGAGGGAAAUGGUUUUGAACAAUUCAUUAUCAAUUAUUGCAAUGAAAAACUUCAACAAAUCUUCAUAGAGUUAACAUUAAAGGAGGAACAAGAGGAGUAUGUGGUGGAGGGAAUUGAAUGGACCAAUAUUGACUUCUUCAACAAUAUUGCAAUAUGUGAUCUAAUAGAAAAGAGUAACUUGGGAAUCCUGUCCAUGUUGGAUGAAGAGUGCUUGCGACCUGGUGAUGUCUCAGACCAAACAUUUUUAAACAAGAUGAACACAACCAAAAGUAUCUUAGGGCAUCCUCAUUACGAGAGUAGGUCAAAGUGCAAAUCGGACAAAUCAAUUGACCAUGAAUCUUUCAGACUAAAGCAUUAUGCAGGCAAUGUAAAUUACUGUGUCACUGGAUUCAUUGAUAAGAAUAACGACCUGUUAUUUCGUGACCUGUCGCAAUUGAUGUACAAGUGUGACCAUCUUCUACUCAAGACACUCUUCCCAGAAGGCAACCCUAAGCAUAAUUCACAAAAACGACCGCCAACAACAGCAUUCCAAUUUAAGUCGUCUAUAGCAGAGUUAAUGAAAAAUUUACUAACCAAAGACCCCAACUACAUCAGAUGUAUCAAGCCUAAUGACGAUAAAGCUCCGAAUGAUUUCAAUGAGGCUCUUGUAAGGCAUCAAGUCCGAUAUCUAGGUUUAAUGGAGAAUGUACGAGUAAGGAGGGCAGGCUAUGCUUUUAGGCAGUUGUAUGAACUGUGCCUGACACGAUACAAGAUGCUUUGUCCAAAGACGUGGCCGAAUUGGAAAGGUGCUGCCAAGGACGGAAUGGUCCAACUCUUAACGCACCUCGGAUACAAGAAGGAGGAGUAUGCAUAUGGACGCACUAAAAUCUUCAUCAGAAAUCCAAGGACACUUUUUGACUUGGAGCAACGUCGUCACUUACGCAUGCACUACCUUGCCACGUUAAUACAAAAGAUUUACAAAGGCUGGAGGGAUCGCACAAAGUACCAGAAGAUGCGACAGAGCGUGACCCUGAUAGCUGCACAAUACAAGGGCUACAAAGCCAAGUCAAAGUACCAGAAGAUGCGACUAUCAUGCAUCUUGAUCACUUCCUUGUGGCGUGGAUACCUUGCGCGGAAGGAAUACAAACGUUUGCGGUAUGAAGCCAAGUGUAUGUGGGCUGUAGGAAUCAUCAAGAAGUUUUUCAUUGGCUGGCGGGUACGAAAGGAAUACAGGAAAUUAUUCCGUUCCAACGCAGCACCAAAGAUCAUUGCUUUCAUGAGACGAUAUGUGAUUUCCAAGUACUUGCUUAAACUGAAAACACAGCUGCCUACCAUGUCUCCCCUUGACAGGAACUGGCCACCAUGUUCACCCAUGCAUAAGUCCACACAUUCCAAACUCAAAGAUAUUUUCCGACGAUGGAGGGCAACGAUGUACCGUAUUCAAAUUGACGAACCAAGACGAGAAGUUCUCGGGACAAAGGUCACAGCCAGUGACCUAUUCAAAGAGAAGAAAUCAAGUUAUCCAGCCUCAGUACCCGUGCAAUUCCGUGGUGACUACGUGCGGUUACGAAUCAACACCAAAUAUAGCAAGCUGGCUGUGCAAACUAAUGACCAGAAGAUAAUUUUCGCCGAUGUUGUUGAUAAAGUUAACAGAAACAAUGGAAAGAUCACGCACACGCUUCUGGUUCUUAGUUCCAAGUCAUUCCUUGUGAUGGACCAAAAGUCGCUCCUUACCAAAUAUCGUAUUCCCCUCACUGAGAUCACAAGCAUUACGUGUAGUCCCUACAGCGAUGGUGUUUUCGUUGUCCAUGUAACCAAGGGUGGAGAGUUUACCAAGAAAGGUGACUUUGUUUUCAUUUCGCUGAAUGUUAUAGAAAUUCUGACUCGGUUUAGUCGCGCUGUGCAAAUGGAAACCAACAAAGAGAAUGUCAUUAAGAUAGCUGACAGGUUCAGUCUUGAUUUCAAUGGUAGCAGCAUUCAAGCAACAAUCUGCACCAAAAACAUUCACGAAAUUAACCCAGCCCCACAAUGCAAAAGAAAAGGUAAACGCUUAGACAUUAUGGCUUGACAACAUCUACCAAAUCAUCAAGUCGUUAGCCGAGCGUAUAAUCAGUCCAAAGUAUUAUAUUUUUGAAAAUUAUUAGCAAGAAUAAUAUAUGUGAUUUUUUUUAAAUAAAAAUUAUUGUUAAUACAAUGAUUGGAGUAGAAAUAGAACUGAUAUCUUACACUGUGUUUGUUGUCUCACAUAGUUUUGUUGUACCUUAGAUUCCUGUAAUUAUUACUGGUAAUCAUAUAAUCAGGAUUUUUAAGACGUCAAUCAUGGCAUAAUUGUCAAUCGCAAAUUAAGUGACAUAUUAUUAUUGAUAUGGUAAUCAAUAGCAUAUAACAGUUUGAUUGUUCACUGAAAUUUAUGAAAGAAAGAUAUUUCAUUGAACAAUAUUAAAGCUUCGUUGUAUAUAAAAUUAUGAAGCUUGUUAGAUUUUUUUUAGUGUUAAAUUUAACCAGGCUUGUUGUGUGUUAAUAAGAGACAAUACUAACAAAUGAAGUAUUUUUAAACUCCAUACUAAUAGAUUAUAAUGAGAAUGUUGUAUUACUUUUACCAGCAGAUUUGGAAUUGGUCAUAUAGUAAACUAAUUUGUUAUUAAUUUAUGUUUGAUAUCUGAAUAUUUUAUAAUAAAAAAGAUAUGAGUUGUCAGGAAAACUAUGACACCCACAAAAGUAUAUUAUUCAAAAUAUGAUUAUAUACAGAAAUAAUUAUUUAGGCUGGUAUUGUACUAGCUAUCGUUUUUGUGGUAUGUGAAUCAAGCAAAUUUAUAUAUCAGUAAAAUAUAUGUACAAGUUUGCGAAGUCUUUCCUUGAUUUUUGUUAAAUAACUAAUUGGUGCUGGGGCUUUUGGCCUACAGUAUAAUAUUUGUUUGAAUUAUGUUGUUUGGUAACUCAGAGUUAAAAUUGAUGGAUGUAUUCCAAAAUCUAAAAAAUGUUAUCAGAAUUUAUUCAAUAAGUAAUUGUUGAGUUUUUUUUUUUUUUUUUGAGGUAUGGUCAUAUUACAGGCAAUAUUUGAAAACUUACAAAGCUUUGUGUUUUGUUUAUACAUCCAUAGAAAUUUGCAUAAUGAAUUUUAGUUCAUUCCAACAAAUUAGACAACACAUAAACAAGGAACACACAUUCCAGUAAUCUUCCAUGCAUGAACUAUGACCCUUCCAUUUCCAUAUACAUACAGAAAAAUCAAAGGGACAUUCCACACAAUUAUAUUCUCAGUAGUUUGAAGUUGUUUUGUUUACCCUGUAAUAUGGAAUGAGGCUUAAAUUUCAGCUGUUUGUUUCUGUUUUUAUAUUGAUUUUCCUUUUGAAAAGCUAAGUUGUAAAUAAAUUGUUUUUAUUCAAAUGACAAGUGAUGGAACUUACAAAUACAAUGAUUGGAUGGAAUUAAUUAUGAAAAAAAAUUGAAACAUGAACAAUUUGAAAGUAAUUCUUUUUUGUAUUCAAAUAUAUCCUUCAUUUUGAAAAGUUUGUAAUAUUGACUCUUAAAGAAAACAGAUAUUAUGAUCAUAAUAAUUUCUCCAAGUUAUGUAAUUUUCAUUUCAGCACAAUUUCGUCUGACACCAUUAUUGAUUUAGUUGAGUAAUUAUUCAGCAACUUGCAUAAUAUACUCUUAAUUAUUCAUAUGAAUAUUCAUGAUAAUGAAUAUUCAAAGAGUAUAGAAUUGCAAGAGGUCUAACUGCCUUCAUUUUGUAUACAAACAAUGAAACAUUGAAAAAAGGAAUACCACAAGAUAGGGGCACCUUAUUAGAAUUUAAAUAGAAUUUGCUCGAAAUUCAUCAUUUGUAGGACACAUGCCCCUUCGUGGUAGCACUUUUUGAAAUACGAUUAUGUUGCAAUGAAACCACGUCAGUUCUAUACUCUUUGGCAUAAUAUUCAUAUUCACCUCACAUAGUUUACCUUGGCUGAUAAAUUAGUUUGUACAGUAAUUGAUUUAUUGUAAAUAUUCAUGAUGCUUUUGUAAUGAAUAUUCAUAAUUCAUAUCAUGUAAUUACUUACUCAUGAGCCCCUCGUUUUGGGUGAAGGACAGAAAAGUUUUGUCUUGAAAUCUUGGUUAUAAAAGAAGUAGGCCAAAUCGGAAUCAGGUAUACAUAUGAAAAAUACAUAUUUCUCUCAGAUCCUCAUAUCAGUUUAUAUGAUUUGUGAUCUAAAUGAGGUUAGCUGUAAUACAAAACCAUGUAUAGCAGUGAUGAGUUUUAUUCCUCUGCGCUGUACAUUGACAAAUGACUGUAACGUUACAUAACUAUGUAGUAACAUUUUGUAUCACCUUUUCCAAAGGAAAAAUGUCAGGAAAAAGUAUUGGUACAGUAUUGUGAGAUGAAUUACAAUCAAUUCUCAUUUGGUAUUUAAGCUCUCUUAAACUUUGCUGCUGUCUUCUAGUUUGUUUGGUUGACUUAUACAUAAUCUUAAAGUAGUACUAUUAAUAUUCAUUUCACAAACUAUAGCAAUUUUUUUUAUCUCCGAGUUCUUCUAAUUUGCAUAAAUUUGUUUAUUGGUGAUACUGAUGCUUUAAAUUUCCCAUAAUAUA
Messenger RNA from Anneissia japonica, 5976 nucleotides. Its product is annotated as unconventional myosin-Ib-like. Gene Ontology annotation, biological process: vesicle transport along actin filament; actin filament organization. Gene Ontology annotation, cellular component: vesicle; plasma membrane; actin cytoskeleton. The coding region runs from base 170 to 3478 and encodes 1102 amino acids. The transcript has 29 exons. NCBI's taxonomy places the organism in Eukaryota, Metazoa, Echinodermata, Crinoidea, Comatulida, Comatulidae. Gene Ontology annotation, molecular function: microfilament motor activity; ATP binding; actin filament binding. The record is from RefSeq and is a predicted model, not a curated record.